This is a messenger RNA of Dichotomopilus funicola, 1794 nucleotides long. RefSeq names its product RNA polymerase III RPC4-domain-containing protein. Gene Ontology annotation, biological process: tRNA transcription by RNA polymerase III. The transcript is spliced from 2 exons. The record is from RefSeq and is a predicted model, not a curated record. Gene Ontology annotation, molecular function: DNA binding. Gene Ontology annotation, cellular component: RNA polymerase III complex. Lineage: Eukaryota; Fungi; Ascomycota; Sordariomycetes; Sordariales; Chaetomiaceae. The coding region runs from base 1 to 1794 and encodes 597 amino acids.
AUGCCUCCCAGGUCAACAACACGAGGGCGGGGCCGCGGUCGUGGAGGUGCCGCCCGUGGUGGUGCCGCCGCGGCCGCAGCUGCAGCCGCGACUGCGGCUUCUUCACACGAUGAUGCGGCUGCUGCUCAAGAAACAGCAUCCGCCACAGAGCCGGCCGACGGGCCCGCGCCUGUUCCGGUGAUGACUAUUGAUUCUACCCCCGAGGUAUCGGCAAAUAGCACACCUUCUCGCGUUACCAGUGCCAAUGCGACUCCUGCCCCGACUUCUUCGAUUCGCGCAACAGUAGCCGCAACAUCAGCAGCGACAGCGACCGGAGCGAAUAAAUUCAAGCCUAAGGGUGUUCGUCGAAGCGAAACGGAGCGCGCGCGUCUAGCGGAAGAGCAAUUGAAGAUACAAGAACAGCGGGACGCCGAAGAGGCCCGAAAACAGGCUCGAUUAAAUCGUGGUCGAGGUCGAGGUCGCGGACGUGGUCGCGGCGGGUUGAUGCGAGGAAACUUGAGAGGUGCUACUGCUGCGGGACCGCUUUCGGCGGGUAUGAGCUUUGGUGGCGGUUCGGGUUCAGGUUCAGGCGGCUACGCUUACGCUUCCGGCUCGGGCUCAGGCUCCAGUCACGUCAAGAGAGAAGGCGACAGCAAAGAUAGCGCAUACGGCACAUCCGGAAUUAUCGACAACAGUCGGAUCAACGCCGAUCUACUCUACAACCACGUCGAGAUUUCCGAGGAGGAAGACAACGCCUCGAUCACAUCGACGAAAAAGAAGAAGCGAGUCAUCAUGCCGAUGGGUAUUCGCCGCGUCGAGCACAAGGAAGAGGGCGUCACCAUGACGACGGCGGCUGAGAUAGAAGCUCAAGAGAACGCCGGGUUUGUGGACGACGACUCGGAGGAGGAUGGAUUGUUUGUGAGCAAGUCCGUGCAGAUCGAGGCCAUCGAGGAGCAAGCCACUGGUGGUGAGAACGAGGCUGGAGAGACCCGCACCAUCAAGCAGGAAGAGGUGGACGACAGUGGUGCUAUGGAUCUCGACGACAUCCCCGUCAACAUCAAGGCUCCCCCGUCCCCCGAGCAAAAGAAGAAGGUCCCGACGGGCGAGCAGAAACCCAAGAAGAAAGUGGCUGCUCCCAAGGAUCCCGAAGCCGACAUCAUCGCCGAAGAUCUCCAGCACAUGCUCAACCUCUUUACGGUGCAAGACGAUGGUGCUGCCGAAGGCGGCGGAACCACGACGACCACCAACGCGGCGCUCGAAGGCCAUAUGUUCCUCUUCCAGUUCCCCCCCAUUCUACCGCCCUUGCAUGUUGUCCCGCGCGACGGCACCGCGGCCAAUCCGGCGACGGUCAAACCCGACCCGGACGAGGACGUCGUCAUGCAGAACCAGCCCGGCGCUAGCAUCGACCUGACUCAGGACGACGACAAUAACAACGAUAGCCGCACCAAAGUCAAGCAGGAAGCUGACGGCGAGGAGGCCGCCGAAGACGCCAAGAAGAAGGCUGAUAACAGCGGAAGAGGCGAAAUCAAAGAGGGCGGCUACCUCGGCAACCUGAUUGUGCGCAAGUCGGGCCGGGUCGAGCUCGACUGGGGUGGCCAGCGCUUGGAGAUGAUGCCCGGCAUCCAGACGAACUUCUUAUCGACCGCGGUCCUGAUCGAGCGCAACGAUGUCAAGCCGACCGAUCCCAGCCAGAUGGCGGGUGUCGCUUAUGGCAUGGGCAAGAUCCAGGGCUCGUUUACCCUCGCUCCCGUUUGGGGUGAAGAGGAGGAGUGGGUGGUGGAUCCGAAGGAUUUGGAGAUCCCCGAGGAGGAGUAA